UUCCCCUUUCGCCCCUCCCUGCUCCUCCAGUCGGUCCCUGGGUCGACUACGCUGAGCGGCUGGGAACGCGGCGACGGCGGCGGCUGCACUUUCCCCGGCUGCAUCCCCAGCUGGGUUCUGGUGCGCGCCCGGGGGGGCCGCUCGUGCCCGAGGGUCUGGUUGACUGAGGAAGAGAGGGAGGGAUUCCCAGGCUGCCGCGCUACGCCGGGAAGCCUUUCGGUUUUCCGCGAGCCGAGCCCUUAGCAAGUGGUUCCCCGAGACCUCCACCGGCUCCUCGGCGCUGACGGGACCGCGCGGAGCGCACCCCGAGAAGACAGCUCCCGGGCCCGCGGCCCCGACUCGGCCCCGCACGGCUGGCUCGGGGCAGCGCGGAGGGAGGAAGCAAAAGGAGCCGCUCUCUCCUAGGAGUUGGAAGAGCCUUCCCUGGGUCCAAAAUGCCUAAGAAGAAGCCGACGCCCAUCCAGCUGAACCCGGCCCCCGACGGCUCCGCCGUCAACGGGACCAGCUCGGCGGAGACCAACCUGGAGGCCUUGCAGAAGAAGCUGGAGGAGCUGGAGCUUGACGAGCAGCAGCGGAAGCGCCUUGAGGCCUUUCUCACCCAGAAGCAGAAGGUUGGGGAACUGAAGGAUGAUGACUUUGAGAAGAUCAGUGAGCUGGGUGCUGGCAAUGGUGGUGUGGUUUUCAAAGUCUCCCACAAGCCAUCCGGCCUGGUCAUGGCCAGAAAGCUAAUUCACCUGGAGAUCAAACCUGCAAUUCGGAACCAGAUCAUAAGGGAGCUGCAGGUUCUGCAUGAGUGCAACUCCCCCUACAUCGUGGGCUUCUACGGUGCUUUCUACAGUGAUGGCGAAAUCAGUAUCUGCAUGGAGCACAUGGAUGGGGGUUCAUUGGAUCAGGUUCUGAAGAAAGCUGGAAGAAUUCCUGAACAAAUUUUAGGAAAAGUUAGCAUUGCUGUAAUAAAGGGCCUGACAUAUCUGAGAGAGAAGCACAAGAUUAUGCAUAGAGGGGCUAAGCUAGGAAUGACGGGGAGCGACCUGUUGACCUCCUUUCCCAACUUCUCCGGUCAUCAUGCAGUGACCCAGGCGCAAGUGGGGAUGCCUCACUGGUGGGGCUGGGUCACCCCAGAAAGACUCCAGGGGACUCACUACUCGGUGCAGUCAGACAUCUGGAGCAUGGGGCUCUCUCUGGUUGAGAUGGCAGUUGGGAGGUAUCCCAUUCCUCCUCCAGAUGCCAAGGAGCUGGAGCUCAUGUUUGGGUGCCAGGUGGAAGGAGAUGCGGCUGAGACACCACCCAGGCCAAGGACCCCUGGAAGGCCCCUCAGCUCUUAUGGAAUGGACAGCCGACCUCCCAUGGCAAUUUUUGAGUUGUUGGAUUAUAUAGUCAAUGAACCUCCUCCAAAACUGCCCAGCGGAGUAUUCAGUCUGGAAUUUCAAGAUUUUGUUAAUAAGUGCUUAAUAAAAAACCCUGCAGAGAGAGCAGAUCUAAAGCAGCUCAUGGUUCAUGCUUUUAUCAAGAGAUCUGAUGCUGAGGAAGUGGAUUUUGCAGGCUGGCUCUGCUCCACCAUUGGCCUUAACCAGCCCAGCACACCAACCCACGCAGCUGGCAUCUAAGCACCUGGGAGGCAGUAAACAGCAAGUCCCCUGCCCAGUGGUGUGCCAUGUAGCCUUCAGGCCUCUUUCCCAUGCCUGCCUCUGCUCAGACGUGUAUUUCACCUGUGACAAAGGAUGAAGAACACAGCAUGUGCCAAAAUUCUACUCAUGUCAUUUUUAAUAUUAUUGUCUUUAUUCUUAUUACUACUGUUACUCCCCUAAGUGGAUUGGCUUUGUGCUUGGGGCUAUUUUUAUGUAUGUCUAUGAUCAAAACACACAGUGUUGAAUUACAGUGAAACUUCGGUGACUGUGGGUAGUCAUUCUUAAAUGAAAAUCGCACUGCUCUUCCCUCACCCUGGCUGGCUGGCUGCCUGCACUCGGACACUUGGUGGUACUUCAUUCUCGCGGGGCGCACUUCUUUCUAGUCGAGUAGGAGGGAGCCUCGUAAGAUCCUUUACAGGCAGUGCAUGUGAAGCAUGCUUUGCUGCUAUGAAAGCAAGCAUCAGAACGUGUGUAUCAUGUUGUUUUAUUAAUAUAUUUUUGCUUUUGGUGUUGAAUUCAGCAAUUUCCAUCAAAAUCUAGCCAGAGCCUCUACUACCAAAAUAGCUGGGGCCUCACCAGUCUGUCUGCUGUGGUGAUCUCUAGACUUCUGGUUGUAUUUCUCUAUUUAUUUUUAAAUAUAUACCAUGUGGGAUAUUUAGUGGUACACGUCUCUCAUUAAGUUUGGAUUUAAGUGUUUCUAAAAUGGUGGAAUCAUUUUGAAUGUUAAAAAUGGGUCAAGGCAUUAAAAUGGAGGAGAUUUCUCUUUCCCCAAAUUCAAGUACCAAUGCUAUUGUAAACAACAGUGUGUAUAGUGCCUAAAAAUUGUAUGAAAAUCCUUUCAACCAUUUUAAUCCAGAUGUUUAACAAAUCUAAACUCUUAUUCUAAUAAAUAUAUUAUCAAGUUAAAAGGAUGAAAGACAUUUCAACUUUUGUGGUAGGAUCUUCAAUGGUUCUAAGUACACAAGAAAGCAAAUGAUUUAGCCACGCAGUUUCAUGAGGGGAAAGAUAAAGACAGAAAGGAGGCUGAAAGGUGGAAAUACCACACCGAGGACAAGUUCACUGCUUUGGUCUCGGAUUUCCUGCAAUUCCAGUCUUUGGAUUUUGUCUCACUCUUUUCACCAAAUACCCCUACCUGCAACUCUUCAACCACCUUUCCUACGGACCUGUGAAUAAGUCCCACCCAUUCCUUCCCUCUCCCCAUGCAAGGGACAAGCAGUGGGCAGCGGUGGGUGUGGUGGUAUGCCCACAGCGCUUGGCUCGCGGUGGCACCUCCACCCGGAACAGCCUCCUGCUGCUCUGCUCCACGGAACAAGUUUCCUGUUUCACCUUCCUGGAGAGGAGCAAUGUGCCUGGCACUGGCUUUGUCAUGCCUGAGGUGGCAGUGAAGUCCCCGAAAACAAAGCCAUGUCCCAACUUGCCACUGGUGCCUGCUCUUUCUUUGAAAAGUGACUGUUGGCACUUGAGGUACAUUUAAGGCUAUAUGGUCAGCACCUCUUCCCUCAUUUCCUUCUUCAAGGGGCAGGAUAUAGAAACCAAAAUAAAAACAUAUUUAAAAAUGAA
This is a messenger RNA of Manis javanica (Malayan pangolin), 3188 nucleotides long. The record is from RefSeq and is a predicted model, not a curated record. NCBI's taxonomy places the organism in Eukaryota, Metazoa, Chordata, Mammalia, Pholidota, Manidae.